This is a messenger RNA of Clonostachys rhizophaga, 336 nucleotides long. NCBI's taxonomy places the organism in Eukaryota, Fungi, Ascomycota, Sordariomycetes, Hypocreales, Bionectriaceae. The record is from the annotation of a GenBank genome assembly.
AUGGCGGACAUCUUCACUCAGCACAGGCCACUCAUUAAGCGCCUAUACCAGGAGGAAAGAAAAUCGUUGAAGCAAUUGAAGGAAAUUUUAGAGAGUGAAUACCAGUUCCCGGAAUCAUCGCUCUCCGUCUACGAGACAAGACUGAGGGAUCUCCUGGGAGUACGAAAGAAGCUCAAAAGAGAAGACUGGUCAAUUAUUUAUCAGCACUAUCUAAAUAGAAAUAAGAGAAGUAGUGCUCUCUAUUUGGACGGGGUGAAAAUCCCAUGGAAGAAAGCCUGGAAAGAAAUCAGGCGUUCUGGUGCAAGGAAGGCGACCGUUGGUGAGUUCAUGGACUGA